Molecule: messenger RNA, 1656 nt
Organism: Elephantulus edwardii (Cape elephant shrew)
Lineage: Eukaryota; Metazoa; Chordata; Mammalia; Macroscelidea; Macroscelididae
Gene: LACTBL1
Product: lactamase, beta-like 1
Exons: 6
Coding region: 13-1656 (547 amino acids)
Source: RefSeq, a predicted model, not a curated record
CUCUCAGUGGUCAUGACUGGCUGUUUCCUGUGGCAGUAUCAUCUCCCUAAGCUGAAAGCUAGUUCCCUGGGGCCAGAAGUGACGUCUGCCCCUGUAAGGAUGUGUCCUCAGCACCCUGAGCCUGUGCCCCUGGCCCACCCUCUCCCUGUGUUGAAGGAGGCCCUGGAGAAGGUGGAUGGGAUUCUGCGCCAGGCGAUGUCUGCCCCAGGCAUGGCUGCCAUGUCUGCAGUUGUUAUCCACAAUGACACCGUGCUCUGGACGGGGAACUUUGGGAAGAAGAAUGGCUCAGACCCAGCUUCUGGACCCCCAAAUGAGUACACCAUGUACCGGAUCUCCAGCAUCUCCAAGAUCUUUCCAGUGCUCAUGUUGUACCGCCUGUGGGAAGAUGGAAUUGUCUCCUCUUUAGAUGACCCUCUGGAGCGGUAUGCCAGUGCUUUCACCAUUAAAAACCCACUGGGCAUGGCAUCAGCGUCCAAACAGCAGACCGUGAUAGAUGAGCUGGAAGAGGUUGGCCCAGUCCCAAGGCCUUCACCUGUGACCCUCCGAAGGAUGGCCAGCCAGCUCUCAGGACUUCCCAGAAGGCUCCGCUCCACUUCUCUGCUGUGGAAGGGCAGCACCCAGGAGGCCCUGAACCUGCUCAAGGAUGAUGUGCUGGUGGCAGACCCAGGAACCAGGUGUCAUUACAGCACACUAGCCUUCUCGCUGCUAGCCCACGUCCUCGCUUCCCACACUCUUCAGGGUGACUACCAGCGAUGGGUCUCAGAGAACCUCCUGGAGCCACUGGGAAUGACAGACACGGGCUUCGACCUCACGCCCUCUGUGCGUGUUCGUCUGGCAGCUGGCUUUUAUGGCAGUGGAAGGCCUGCGCCUCUGUAUGACUUGGGUUGGUAUCGCCCGUCUGGUCAGAUGUACUCCACUCCUGCUGACUUGGCCAAGCUGGCCAUGGUGCUCCUGGACAGCGGGUCCCAGAGGCUCCUGCGACCAGACGCCGCCAAGAUGCUCCUGGCGCCGCUGCUUGCCUGUCCGGGCGCCUACUUUGCCAAUGAGACGGGCACGCCGUGGGAGUUCCACCUGCAGCAGGGCUACAGAGUGGUGCGCAAGGAUGGGGACCUGGAUGGCUACGCAGCCACCUUCUCGCUUGUGCCCCCGGUGGGCCUGGGCCUCGUGCUGCUGAUGGCCGGGCCACGACCUCCUGGGCCCGACCUGGUGGCGCAAGCCUAUGACGUGCUCCUGCCUGCCAUGGAGAGAGCCUUCCGGGAGGCCGAGCUUAGCCCCGCCCCGCCGGCCAGCGCGCGCCCCUUCACCGGCUACUUCACCUUCGCCAACUUGACCUUCUACGAGGUGCGAGCUGGGCCGGCGGGCGAGCUGCGCCUGCGCCAAUUCGGCCCCCGCGUGGAGGCGCUGGUGCCGCCCGCGUUCCGCACGCUGACGCUGCGUCAUCUGCGCGGCCGCGUUUUCCAGCUGCACGUGGCCCGCGAGUUCCCGUGCGCGCUGCUGAUCGGGGAUUUCUGGCUGUCCUUGGAAGCGCAGCAUGGACAGCUCGUCCACUUCUACCCCCUAGAGUCCUACGGGCUGUCCCCAGGCUUUGACGUGCCGGGGCUCAACACCUAUCGGGUGUUGCGGCUGCAGCGCAAGCCUGUCUUCAAGACCCAGUGA